Molecule: messenger RNA, 153 nt
Organism: Racocetra fulgida
Lineage: Eukaryota; Fungi; Glomeromycota; Glomeromycetes; Diversisporales; Gigasporaceae
Source: the annotation of a GenBank genome assembly
AUUGUUGAUGAAUAUAAAAAAACUUUAAACAAAGAUGAUAAAAGAAAAUUUAUAUUAAAGGCAAAAAUAGAUCAUGUUAAAGGGUUAAUAAGAGAUUCUUAUACCAAAAGUAAAGAUGGAAAAACUUUAUUAGAUGUUCUUUAUUAUAUCUGG